GUCAUUGCAAUUUUGCACUUUAAACUUAAAGACUAAGCGCCGGCACACACAUACACACACCUACAAACGCGUUGCCGGAAAUAGUCGAACAGUGAAAGUGAAAAAUUGCGUGGCAUCUUUUAGGCGCAGCUUCGUCGUGUGUGACAUUUGAGAAGAAAACGAGCGUUUUGAGCAAUUUAUUUUGUGCUUACGUGUUUGGCCAUAAAGCAGCUGUUUAAAUGUAUUUUAGUGCUGGCAUUAAGCAACGGCCAGCCCCAUUGAGGGCCGGCAAUCCAUGGAGUAUUCAAACACAGCGCGUUUGAGUAACAACAACAACAACGUCCACAACAAGCCAAACAACAAUUGCAACAACGAGCAGCAGCAACAACAGCAGCCGCAGCAACAACAGUCACAGUUACAACCACAGCAACUUAGUCUAAACAACGCCAAAAGCAGACUGCCCGCCGCCACGUAUUUUAAUUUUGCGCUUAAGCAUAACGACACGCCUCUAACGCCCACAUCAGCAGCAUUGCCCCCAACAACAGCUACAACAACAGCAGGAGCAGUAGCAGCAAUAGUUGCGGGAACCGUUUCGACCACAACAAUUUUGUGCAGCCAACGUUGCCUGUCUACGCCCCCAAAUACGCCGAGCAGCCCAUUGCGAGAGCCGCCACAAAGUCCCGACGGGCACACCUCAUCGCUAAGCUCCAAUUCAGGCUCCAGCGACCUCCUGUUGGGUAAGUAG
Molecule: messenger RNA, 724 nt
Organism: Scaptodrosophila lebanonensis
Lineage: Eukaryota; Metazoa; Arthropoda; Insecta; Diptera; Drosophilidae
Product: dual specificity protein kinase shkD
Exons: 2
Coding region: 275-724 (149 amino acids)
Source: RefSeq, a predicted model, not a curated record